AUGGGCGACAUAACGCCCCAAGAAAACAACCAGAAUGACACCAUGAACACAUCUGAGAUCCAGCAAUUAAUCAACAAGUCCAUCGAAAAUCUCGAUGCGGAAUUGCGAGAUAUCAACCACAAGAUCCACUCGCACCCCGAACUCGGCUACUCCGAGCACCUCGCCCACGACAACAUCGUCGCCCUCCUCCAAUCCCAAUCCAUCCCCGUGACACCGCACGCCUACAACCUCCCAACCUCCUUCGAAGCCACCUACGGCCGCGGCGGCCGCCUCGCCGUCUUCAACGUCGAGUACGACGCCCUGCCCGGCAUCGGCCACGCUUGCGGGCACAACCUCAUCGCGACCGGCUCCCUGGCCGCCUUCUUCGGCGUCGUCGCCCUGCUCAAGAAGCACCAGCUGCCCGGCCGCGUGCGCGCGCUCGGCACGCCCGCCGAGGAGGGCGGCGGGGGCAAGAUCAAGCUGAUCGACGCCGGCGCCUACGCGGGCGUCGAUGCGUGCCUGAUGACGCAUCCCAUGUCCGGGCACAUGUUCCCCACGAAGGCGGCCGUCGCGGGCCUCGCGUACGGCACGUCGGUGGCCAGCGCGAAGUUCCGCGCCAUCUUCACGGGGCGGACGGCGCAUGCGGCGGCGAGUCCGCAGGAUGGGGUGAAUGCGUUGGACGCGGCGGUGUUGGCGUAUAGCGGGAUUAGCAUGCUGCGGCAGCAGAUCUUGCCGGCGCAGCGCAUCCAUGGGAUUAUUCUUGAGGACGGGGAGAAGGCGAAUGUGAUUCCGGCGAGGUCGCUUAUGGAUUAUAAUGUGAGGGGCGCGACGUUGAGGGAGACGAAGGUGUUGCAGGAGAGGGUGGUGAAUUGUUUCAAGGGGGCGGCGGUGGCGACGGGGUGUGAGGUUGAGUUUGAGGAGACGAAUAAUUACGCGGAAGUGGUGCCGAAUCGAGCUCUCUGCACUGCGUAUUCGAAGUUUAUGCUCGAACUUGGUGCACCGCAGCUGUGCGAAGCUGAUAAGGAGGGCAGCGAGCCGCAUCCGGGAUCUUACUCCACUGACCAAGGAAACGUUUCCCAAGUUUGUCCGGGGUUUCAUCCCGUCUACAACAUCCCAACAGACGACGGAGCGUCGAACCAUACAAAGGAAUUUACCAAGGCAGCCAUUUCCGACGAAGCGUACCGAUUAACGAUACAGACGGCUCAGGGGAUGGCGGCCACUGCUUGGAAAUUGCUGACUGAUGACAACUUUGCUGGAGACGUGAAAGCUGACUUUGAAAGGGAUCAAAAGCGAAGGGAGGGUUCUUAA
This is a messenger RNA of Mytilinidion resinicola, 1287 nucleotides long. RefSeq names its product metal-dependent amidase/aminoacylase/carboxypeptidase. The record is from RefSeq and is a predicted model, not a curated record. The coding region runs from base 1 to 1287 and encodes 428 amino acids. NCBI's taxonomy places the organism in Eukaryota, Fungi, Ascomycota, Dothideomycetes, Mytilinidiales, Mytilinidiaceae. Gene Ontology annotation, molecular function: dipeptidase activity. The transcript has 4 exons.